Molecule: messenger RNA, 2588 nt
Organism: Xyrauchen texanus (razorback sucker)
Lineage: Eukaryota; Metazoa; Chordata; Actinopteri; Cypriniformes; Catostomidae
Gene: lyl1
Product: LYL1 basic helix-loop-helix family member
Exons: 5
Coding region: 219-1400 (393 amino acids)
Biological process (GO): regulation of transcription by RNA polymerase II
Molecular function (GO): RNA polymerase II cis-regulatory region sequence-specific DNA binding; DNA-binding transcription factor activity, RNA polymerase II-specific; protein dimerization activity
Source: RefSeq, a predicted model, not a curated record
UUGCUGGAGAAACACUCACAGAGGAAAAGAGAAGGAAGUGUGUAAGGACACGAGAAAGACAUGCAGAUGUACGGACAAUACGACUGAAGACAAGUGGACACGAGAGACGGUGAACACGGUCCAAACAGAAGUGAGUUUGACGACUGAAGAGUGUACAUGAGACACAAUGAGAAGCAGCUGAGAUCAUCUUCAAUCUCAGGAGGACUCGUGAGUCUCUGAUGAUGACGGAGAACAUGGAGCCACCUAUCUCACCCUCCUCCACCACACCAUCUCCAUCUGUCGUCCAGCGUGUCAGUCCCGCACACACGGCCUCCGCUCACGCUAACGAAACAAACGAGACUGACAGCCGUGCGGAAGAGAUGCCCAGCACGCAUGAGCCAGCGGCCACCAUAGCUAAGACAGAACCGAUCCAAUCUGAGACAGCGACGAGCCUCUCCGCCACAUCCACAGACUCCAGCGCCAAUCGUGUCUCCUCGUCCUCGAUGGCGCUCCCUCCAAACGUUCCGGUGAUCAGUCUGGGUCACAGUAAACCGCCACUACCGCCUCUCCCCCUGCUGACCCCCCCACUGACGGCACUGCACCCCGCACCCCCCCUCCCACGCGGCCCCGCUGAACUGCGUCUGGCGCAACUCUCCUCGCUGUCUGCCGUGGGACCAGCCCCUGCCCUCCUGCCACCCCCCUUCCUGCAGACACACCCCUUCAUCCACACCUCUUUUCUCGCUCCGUCUGGAGGUUUCGGGAUCUUCAGUAACACUCGUAUAAAGAGGCGACCAUCAGCACACUUCGAGUUGGAGCUCACUGAAGUUUUAAAUCCAAUAAGGCACCAACUACUUGUUGAUUCAUUGUUUUUCCACAAACUGGAAAAGAUAAGAUGGUCUAGGAAAGGUCCUCCUCAGAAGUUGGCUCGACGCGUCUUCACAAACAGUCGUGAACGCUGGCGACAGCAGAAUGUAAACGGCGCGUUCUCUGAACUUCGCAAACUCAUCCCGACCCAUCCGCCCGACAAGAAACUGAGCAAGAACGAGAUCCUGCGGCUCGCCAUGAAAUACAUCAACUUCCUCGUCAAGCUGCUAAACGACCAGGCGAGAGAUCAGUCGGGUAAAAAACGAAUGACGGACGGGACAGUGGGCAGGCAGGAAGAGGACGGGACAAAUGACGGGCAUGAGGAUUUAGGAAACAGACUCUCCCCGUCCCAUAACUCUUCCACUCGCUGCAACAGAGAUUCCACAGACUCAAUGACAGUGCUCACCGCAUCGCCCGGCUCCAGUUGCUAUGGCGACAGUGACAGCGAGGAGAGCUCACGAUCCUGUGCUAUUAAGAUUAAACACGGCAGCGGCGGGAUAAUGGAGAAAGUUCAAGAACAGAUACUAACGGUCACAGCGAGCAGUUACCAGCGGUGACCAGAACUAACAACCAUAAACUGACAAACUAAAAGCCGCUGAGCGGUUGAAGUGUCAUCCUCUUGAUGUAGUGUGAUCUCUUCAGAUUCAGUUUUGUGUUUGAAUUCAUGUCAUUAUUGCGUUGAACUAUAUUUCACAACUAAACAAUUCAUUUUCUUGCUUGUUUUCCAGUAAAACAAUAUAAAGGUACUUGAGAAGUAGAAUGACAAGAUAUUCUGGUUGUCAGAGAAAUGUUUGCUUAUAACAAGAACUAUUUCCCAAUGGGAUGACACAAAACAAACUAGUUUAUUUUAUAACACUAUUGGCAAAUCGUUUUUUUCUUUUAAGCAUAAACCAUAAAGCAAAAACAAAGUCUUAAUAUCUUAUGCCAUUUUGCUUGUCAAGUCAUGUUUUCUUGUUUUAAGGGUGUUUAGAAGACAAAAAUACUCUGUAUGAAAAUUAUUUUUUGUCUUGUUUAUGCUGUAAACAAGUUCAAUAUCAGUAAGUGCCACAAGACAAAGUACAUUACAAGUCUUAAAGGUGCACUCAGUGAUGUUUCAAUAUAUGUCAUUUUCAUGAGUACUCACUUGAGAUGAAGACUCCAGUCAUCCAGUAACCUUAUAACAUUUACAUUUAUGCAUUUGGGCAGAUGCUUUUAUCCAAAGUGACUUACAGUGCACUUAUUACAGGGACAAUCCCCCCGGAGCAACCUGGAGUUAAGUGUCUUACUCAAGGACACAAUGGUGGUGACUGUGGGGAUCGAACCAGCAACCUUCUGAUUACCAAUGUAUUAUACAGAGCACUUAUUACAGGGACAAUCCCCCCGGAGCAACCUGGAGUUAAGUGUCUUACUCAAACACACAAUGGUGGUGACUGUGGGGAUCAAACCAGCAACCUUCUGAUUACCAAUGUAUUAUACAGAGCACUUAUUACAGGGACAAUCCCCCCGGAGCAACCUGGAGUUAAGUGUCUUACUCAAGGACACAAUGGUGGUGACUGUGGGGAUCAAACCAGCAACCUUCUGAUUACCAAUGUAUUAUACAGAGCACUUAUUACAGGGACAAUCCCCCCGGAACAACCUGGAGUUAAGUGUCUUACUCAAGGACACAAUGGUGGUGACUGUGGGGAUCGAACCAGCAACCUCCUGAUUACCAGUGUAUUAUACAGAGCACUUAUUACAGGGACAAUCCCCCCGGAGCAACCUGGAGU